AUGCGUACACAAUUUUUUCAAGCGACGGUGUGUGGUGGUAACAUGGGAAAUGGUGGGGAAGAAGGAACAAUAAAUUAUAUUAUGGAUUCUAUGAAUAAGACUGUGAAUAUAGAUGAUGAAGUUGUUUCUGAAACUCCUCCUGUAUUAUCUGGAAGUGUCGAGACACCUAAGAAACACUUUUCAAAUGUUUGGAAAUAUUUUACUAAAACUGGUGUAGAUAAGGAUGGAGUUGAAAGAGCUGUGUGCAAAUAUUGUGGCCAUGAUUAUGCUAUUGGAAAAAAUCCCAAGACAAAAAAUCAUUAUGGAACUUCACAUUUAAGUCGACAUGUUUCAAUUUGUAAAAAUAUUCAAAGUUCAAGUGUAGAUGCAAUUCCUACUCAAGACGUAAGUUUUGGUGCGAGAAAGAUUAACCAAAAGACUCAACGUAAUAUUCUUGCGCAAGCCAUAAUCAAACAUGAUCUUCCUUUCAACUUUGCAGAGUAUGAUAUGAUCAGAGAAUGGAUCAAUUAUGUGAAUCCUAAUGUUGUAAUGCCCUCUAGGAACACUGUUGUGUCAGAUGUUCAAAAAAUUUACAUGAGAGAGAAGGAAAAACUCAAAGAAGUCAUAUGUCCUAAUAGAGUAUGUCUUACCUCUGAUGUUUGGACAGCAGCUACGAGUGAAGGUUAUAUUUGCUUAACUGUUCAUUUUGUUGAUGAGAACUGGAGAUUAGUAAGUAAGAUUCUUAAUUUUUAUCGAAUGAAACCACCUCACACUGGAGUUGAAUUAGAAGCCACUUUAUUUGAUUACUUGAAGCAAUGGGGAAUUGAUAAAAAAGUUUUCUCUAUUACCUUAGAUAAUGCUUCUGCCAAUGACAAUAUGCAAGAUAUUUUGAAAAAUCAUCUUCGUGUGCAGAAUAGUUUGUUGUGCGAUGGAGAAUUUUUUCAUGUGCGUUCUUCUGCUCAUAUACUCAAUUUGAUUAUACAAGAGGGUCUAAAAGUAACUAAUGAAACACUCUUUAAAAUUAGAGAGAGUGUUAAGUAUGUGAGAGGAUCUGAUGGAAGGAUGAUUAAAUUUCAAGAUUGUGUGCAAGAUGCUGGAAUAGACACAACAAUUGGGUUAAGAUUAGAUGUUUCUACUAGGUGGAAUUCAACAUACUUAAUUCGUGAAAGUGCAAUCAAGUAUGAAAAAGCUUUUGAUACUCUUCAGGUGGUUGAUAGAAAUUAUAAAUAUUGUCUAUCAUAUGAGGAAUGGAGGAAAGGAGAGAAAUUAUGUGAAUUUUUAAAGCCGUUUUAUGAGACUACAAAUAUGGUUUCUGGUUCUUGUUAUCCGACUUCAAACUUAUAUUUUAUGCAAGUUUGGAAGAUUGAAUGUUUGUUGAAUGAAUAUUUAUUGAACGAAGAUGAUGUUAUAAAGGAUAUGGCUACAAGAAUGAAAGGAAAAUUUGAAAAAUAUUGGAAGAAUUAUUGUGUGUUGCUAGCUUUUGGAGCUAUUCUUGACCCUCGUUUAAAGCUUGAUUUUUUAAGAUUUUGCUAUACCAAGCUUAAUCCUUUAACCUCUCAUGAGAAGGUCAACAAUGUGAAGGAUAAGUUUGAUAAGCUUUAUGGAGAAUAUGCAAACAAUUUUAAUGCUACAAGUGGUUCUCAACCUUCCAAUGAAUCCAAUUUGUUGUCAAAGUCACAUGGAGAUGGAAAUAGGUCAAAGAAAUCAAGAUUGUUCAAUGAGUUUAAAAUGUUUCAAAAUGAAACUAAGUCUACCAUUGGUAAGAGUAAAUUGGAUUUGUAUUUGGAUGAGUCACAAGUUGAUUAUGAUGAUACUGAAGAAUUUAAUGUGCUUUAUUAUUGGAAAAGUAAUGAAAAGAGAUUUCCAACACUCUCUAUAUUUGCAAGAGAUGUGCUUAGCAUUCCAAUCACUACAGUAGCAUCAGAAUCUGCUUUUAGCAUUGGUGGACGUGUUCUCACUAAAUAUAGAAGUUCUACACUUCCAGAAAAUGUGCAAAUGUUAAUUUGUGCUAGGAAUUGGUUGCAUGGCUUUGUUGAAAGUCCAAGUGAUAAUGAUGAGACAAAAACUCUAGAGUCUAGUAUGCAAUAA
Molecule: messenger RNA, 2067 nt
Organism: Abrus precatorius (Indian licorice)
Lineage: Eukaryota; Viridiplantae; Streptophyta; Magnoliopsida; Fabales; Fabaceae
Product: zinc finger BED domain-containing protein RICESLEEPER 2-like
Exons: 4
Coding region: 1-2067 (688 amino acids)
Molecular function (GO): DNA binding; protein dimerization activity
Source: RefSeq, a predicted model, not a curated record